This is a messenger RNA of Penicillium argentinense, 1545 nucleotides long. RefSeq names its product Zn(II)2Cys6 transcription factor. Gene Ontology annotation, biological process: positive regulation of transcription by RNA polymerase II. The transcript is spliced from 4 exons. Gene Ontology annotation, cellular component: nucleus. Bases 1 to 1545 code for a protein of 514 amino acids. The record is from RefSeq and is a predicted model, not a curated record. Lineage: Eukaryota; Fungi; Ascomycota; Eurotiomycetes; Eurotiales; Aspergillaceae. Gene Ontology annotation, molecular function: DNA-binding transcription factor activity, RNA polymerase II-specific; zinc ion binding; transcription cis-regulatory region binding.
AUGGGAAACAGCGAUGCUGCCUGUCUGACUUGUCGCCAGAAGUCGCGGCGAUGUGAUCGCGCGCGGCCGAUGUGCAAACGCUGCGUCAGUAAAGGCCUGCAAUGCGCUGGGUAUCCCGAAAAAUUUCGCUUUUGUGGGAUUGCCAGCCGCGGCAAAUGGAAGAACCACGAGGCUCCAGUUACCAAGGACUCGGCGUCCGGGGCGGCGGCCGAGUCGCCGACCCCCACGGGCAAGAAAACACAGGCACGGCGUGCGAAACCUACGAGAGGAAGGCCGAGGACCAGUGAUCGGGUUGAGAAACCCUCGCCUAUUUCGAACUCGCCCUUGAAUGUCGCGUCACAGGGCAACUCGCCGAAUGCUCAGUCGGAGAUUAAUCAGGUUCUCGCUUCAAAGGAGGCAGAGAAGCUCCUCACGCACUACGACCGUGUCAUAUGUCCUCAUCAAAUAGCACAGAGUGUUGACAGCGGAGAAAACCCGUACCGACUAUACGUUCUCCCGCUUGCCUAUGAACAAUUCAGUUUGCUCUAUGCCGUCCUCGCGCUAGCUGCCUGCCAUUUAGGGCAUUUGAGCUCUGACAAGCAUCUUAUAGAGUCAGUUUCGGUGGAAUACCGAGCCAAGGCAAUCAACGCUCUUGCGAUCGUCAUCCAAAAAGUGUGCUCGGGAACCUUUUCCGGCAGCGAUCGCGACGCCGUAUUCGCAACCAUCCAGAUUCUUCUUUUGCACGAUAUCUGCGAAACAGGUGUCUCAACACACGGCGCCCACAUCUCAGGGGCGAUGUCAAUCUGCUCUCAGCUCAAAAUUGAACGACGCUUGACGGUCGACCAUGAAAGGACAGUUUUCUUCCUGGGAAACCUCGUCUGGCUGGAUAUCAUUCGUGCAUUUUCCCUUCCCGAGCGACUCUGUUUCACUCAAGAACUCCGCUCAAAGCUCCUAUCCCUCUGCAACCUCCGGUUCGAAGCGGUCAACGGCUGUCCCCGAGAAAUCGUGCUGGUGAUCGGCGAAAUCCUUGAGCUCGCCAAAGCUCGUGCCGGGGCCAGAGUAGGAGAAAAUGAAUUCCACAACACAACCAGUGACGCGAUUCGGAAGCUUUAUCUCUGGGAUAGCUCGCGCUGCUUUUUCCCCGAUGACAAUACCCUCUGGGUCUCGGUCGCCAAUGCCUUUCGCUUUGCCUGUAUUCUGCGUGCGUGGCGCUUACUCGAUCCUUUGCAGCCUGCAUCUGAUCCCCGAAUCAAGGAGUGUGUUUUUGAAAUCCUGGACUCGGUGGCGAAUAUUCCCAAGACGAGCCCGCUUAUCGAGCUUAUGGUGCUUCCUCUGUUCAUGGCUGGAGCUGAUAGUCUGUCGGCGCAUUCUCGUCAUUAUGUUCUGUUGAGACUCGACGAGAUCAAGGCACGAUCUGAAAUGGGAAAUACUGCUCCUCGGAUAUUAUUGGAGAAGGUAUGGCAUGCGCGUGCACAGCAGCCGAAGAAUGAUCUCACCAAUAUCCCGUGGAUGAUGUUUGCUUCCAACACGGAUUCGGUGCAUCAGGAUGACUAUUUGAUUAUUUGA